AUAAUCAGAAGAUAUAUCAUACAUUAUUUUAUCUGAAUUGUUAAUAUUAUGGACAUAAAUUGUAAUGAAACUGGUAAUACAUCAAACUCUUUACAACAUAACAAAAACUAUCCAAUCGAAGAUACUGACCUGUUCAGUCUACGUGAAAAGUGUACUUCAACAAAGUAUGAAGAAUACAAUCACAAUAAUGAAUUAAUUGAUAUAUCAUCAUUUAGUGAACCAAAUAAUAUGAACAUGCAGCGUUCAUAUCACGAUGAAAUACAACGUAGUCAACCAUUAUGUAGCAAAAUAGAAAAUUCACAAAUUAAUAACAAUAUGUCUGCACAAUCUACAGAAAACAGUAUUCAUUCAAUAGUUUCAUCUCUUAAAGAUAAAUCAGAUAUACCUUUACUACCAAUAAAUCAAUUUACUGCUCCACCUUCAGUUCAGUCAACUACAGGAAUAAAUGACAUCUAUAAUUUUUCAUCAUUACUUUCCAAUUCCACUCUAUGGUUAUCUCAUUUAAUGAAAAAUAGUCAACUAUCGAUGCCUCCUUCAAUAAAUUCAGUCAUAUGGUCAAAUACUAGUCCACAUGUUAAUCAUUUCACAGAAGAAAUGACAAAUUUUAAUUGGCAUUUAGAUUCUAAAAAUGGUAAAAGAAUAACAAAAAGUGAUAACUAUGGUAUUACGUUUUCAAAUGAUGGUUUUCAACCAUUUUCUAAUAGAACAUUUGACCCGACAAUGAUUAACAAACAAUCAACACAAGCAGAUCUUGCAGUCCAACAUCUGAAUUUAAGUGAACAAAGCAUAUAUGACCGUAUGGAUGCAUAUAAAUUACCCAAACCUGACUCAACUUCAGAACAAGUUUUAACUGAUGGAAUAAAUGAAUUAACAUCAAAAUUUCGUGAUAUUAAACGUGUCAGUCAUAAUGGAUUGUAUUGUAUUGUUUGUGGUGAUAUCAGCAGUGGAAAACAUUAUGGUAUUUUAGCAUGUAAUGGUUGUAGUGGUUUUUUUAAACGAUCUGUCAGACGAAAACUUAUAUACAGAUGUCAAGCUGGUAAUGGUUUAUGUAUUAUUGACAAAGCUCACAGAAACCAGUGUCAAGCAUGUAGAAUGAAAAAAUGUAUUCGUAUGGGUAUGAAUAAAGAUGCCGUUCAGAAUGAACGCCAACCAAGGAAGAGUUCACACUUUACCGCUCAAGGUAAUUCAACACCACCUAAGCGUCAAGCACUAGAGAUAUCGCAUUCGCCAAAUGACAAAUCAUUUAUUUCAGAAUCUGCUAAUAGCGAACUGACGAACGAUAAGUCGUUUGGAGAAUCAAUUAGCGUACCUAAAGAUAGUUCAAACCAUAGUGCUUCUGACUAUACACCACUUAAUGAAAACAAUCUAUCGGAAGGUGUUAACACUUUUGAAAACAUUUUUGCAAACGAAUCAGAGUGGAUUCAAAAACACCGUUUAAGGCAACACAGUCAUAUGUUAAAACGUUCAAACUCAUUACACCACAGAAGGUUAUCAAAUAGAAAGUUCACUAAUAAGAUAGGAGCUUUCAAUGAACCGAAAUUUGUUGACACAACUAAACUCCACCAUUAUCUAAUGGGAAACAAUUUACCUUUAUGCUUUACUAAUGCUCAACCAAAUACAAUUUCGUCCACCACUGAAAACUCAAACAACUUUUGCUUCAUCCCAUCUGUUUCUGUAAUAAACGAUACCACUAAUUAUCAUCCAUUUUAUAUGAACCAGUUUCAAACAAUUAAUUUACCAACAUCAAAGCCAACGAGCACAACCUCAGUUAACCUGGACCAUAGAGCCCCUAGACCUUCAUCGUCUUCUUAUUCAGAUGUAAAAAUGCAAAAAUUUUAUUUACAUUUAUUAAAUAUUUUCAAUUUAUCUAAUAACCUCGAAGUUACAAAUGGAGAAAUCCUAAGUUCAAGCAGAAAUGAUACAACUGAUGGUGUGGCACGAAAGAAUUUGGAAUAUACAAACAAUUUACCAGAAAGUAAACGUCAGAAAACUCCAGAAAAUCUCACUAGUCACAUAGAAAGUAAAGAUAUUGGGUUAAGCAUUAACAAUAUUUUGAAAAAUCUUCAUAAUUCUUAUUUAAGUGACUGUAUUUGUGGUAGCGACGAGAUUUCAGGAUCAAAAUCUACAAACCAUUUACCCCCAAAUAACUUUACUUCUACGCCAACUCCAAAUAAUUAUUGUUUGCCUACAAACAAUUCUUCUCAUCUCUUAAAUAAUAAUAACAUAGAUGACACUAGUCCAAUAGUCUGUCAAGAAUCAAUAAACAAAGGUUCAGCUGGAUCAGAUAAACAGAACAAGGAUGAAAAAGAAACGAGAGACUUAUGUCUAAAUAGAACAAUUCAGCAAUUUGAAGAGUACAUGAAAGCCUACAGUUUACAAUCAUCAUCAACCUCAAUUAAGUGUAAUGAAGUUAAUAAUUUAAUCGCAACUGAUAAAUCACUUAAAAAAAGUUUAUAUUUAGCAAGUCCAAAUACUGGUACCAUAUCAGAUGAUGUUCAAUCUCCCUAUAGUACCUUUCCAACAUAUACCAAGAAUAAUCUCGAUAAAUGGUUUCAUGUUCAAACAAAAGAUCAGCUUCAAUAUUCAAAUGAAAUCUUGUCUCAAUUAAAAUCAGACUCUACAAAUCAAAUUAAUAUCUUCAUUGAUUUUAUAUUUGAGUCAAAUACUUCACUAACAAGAUAUCCUGGAAGUCAAGCUAUAAUACAGAAAAUGUUCUCAGAAGCAUUUUAUCCAUUGAUUGAAAAACUUUUAAACUGGGUUUCUGGAAUUCCACAUUUUUCUCGCCUAUCUAAACAAGAUCAGAAAAUUUUAUUCUCUCGAACAUGGUUAAAUGUACUGAUGUUAUUCUGGUUAGAAAAUCAACAUAAACAAUUACAAAACUCUUGUAAUCGAACAAUCUCUAAAUGUCAAUUUACGGAAAACUGUUGGAAUUUGUUCAUAGAUUUAUGUGAAGAGUAUCGAAAUAUUCAG
Schistosoma haematobium is the source of this 2970-nucleotide messenger RNA. RefSeq names its product Photoreceptor-specific nuclear receptor (gene NR2E3). The transcript has 6 exons. Gene Ontology annotation, biological process: cell differentiation; positive regulation of transcription by RNA polymerase II; anatomical structure development. Gene Ontology annotation, molecular function: nuclear receptor activity; zinc ion binding; RNA polymerase II cis-regulatory region sequence-specific DNA binding. The record is from RefSeq and is a predicted model, not a curated record. The annotation marks the transcript as partial. NCBI's taxonomy places the organism in Eukaryota, Metazoa, Platyhelminthes, Trematoda, Strigeidida, Schistosomatidae.